Neoarius graeffei (lesser salmon catfish) is the source of this 1909-nucleotide messenger RNA. RefSeq names its product cell growth regulator with ring finger domain 1 (gene cgrrf1). The coding region runs from base 71 to 1066 and encodes 331 amino acids. Gene Ontology annotation, biological process: negative regulation of cell growth. The transcript is spliced from 6 exons. The record is from RefSeq and is a predicted model, not a curated record. Lineage: Eukaryota; Metazoa; Chordata; Actinopteri; Siluriformes; Ariidae.
UUGUCUGGAGUGUGCAGUGUUGUGACAGUUCCGCAGUGUGUGAGAGAGUGAGUGUUGUAUUUCCGGUGUGAUGGCGGCGGAGUUGUUAGUGAAGCUGUAUGAAUAUUCUCCACUGUUUUACAUCACCGUCAUCGCGCUGGGCUUCAUCCUCACUGCGGCAGCACUGCUCGGAGGGUUUGGCUUUGAUGUGCCGGUGAUUGUGAGAAGUUCAGAUGAAGGUGAUGCUCUUCCUCCUGCUCCAGAGAAGAAGAUGGUUCGGGUUCCCAAUCCGUUCUCUCUGGAGAUCGACACCAAAACCACAUUCGCCUCAGUGACGGAUGGUGUGUGUCUGCGGCCGUGUUGUUUAGAGGAGUGUGUGUUGAGUUGUUAUUGGGGCUGCAGUGUUGAGGCUCUACAGUUUGCCCUGCAGGAACACCGAUACACACGGAGACUGAACACAGCACGCUUAUUCCAACAGGCUCUACAGAGGCAAUACCUGCACUGCCACGCCUUCACGGUGAAAGGUCAGGGGUCAGAGUGCAUCACUCAGCUGCCCCCUGAUCUCGGAGUCACAGAUUUCGGAUUCCUGCCAAGAGAUCGCUAUCCGCUAGUCGCUGUUCUCACCUUAGCGAACGCGGAUGGCAGGGAGGCCUACGACAUUGUGGUGAGUGUUACAGUUGUUCAUGUUCCUGAUGAUAAGUACCGCCUUCCUGCGAGGAUCCUGUUCCACAUCCUGCUGACUGCUGAUGGAAACAUGUUCGACCUGAAGCCACUCUUCAUGUCCACUAAUGACACAAGCCCCACCCCUACGGAGGAAGAGGCACAGCCCACUGAAAAAGAACUGGAGGAGGAAGAGGCGGGAUCAGACGAAGAGGGGGCGUGGACAGGAGUUGUAGGGCGGGACUGUGUGGUGUGUCAGAAUGCAGCAGUGAACCGCGUGUUGUUACCAUGUCGUCAUGCGUGUGUGUGUGACGAGUGUGUGGGGAGAUUUCAGCACUGCCCCAUGUGCAGAGCCUUCGUCUGCGAGUCUUUCAGCCUGUCUCCGCCCACAACCACGCCCCACUGGCCAGAGGGGCAGGGCUUAUAACCCCCCCCCACAGCACUGCUUUUUAAUGGUAGUUAUUUUCCUGAUAUUGUCAUUGUUUAUAAAUCAUUUCAUAAACUCUUUGGUGGAACGAACGGUGCAGUUUAGGAACUUUUCAGAUUCACAGGAUAAAGUAAAAUGAAGUUGCUCUGCACGCACUCCUGCAACGUUUCCAUCACACCACAUGGGGAAAAACAAAAACUGUGAACUUUGCUGACUGUUCCACUCUGAUCCCAGUGCACAUCACAUUCAAAUGUCCAUAACGCAGUGUCCUGAUUCCAGAAAAGAAAAUCUCUGGGCUCCUGAAACAUGCAAGUUUGAAAAAAAAAAUUCUGAAGGUUUCUGGGCUCCAAAAAAUGUCUUUGGUUGCAGAAAUGUCCCUCCAAAGUUUGUGAAAAGCGUGCUGGGGUUCUGUUAAAGGUUCCUGUGUCGAAACCUCACCUCAAACUGCGGCUUUGGGUCCAGUGUUAAACGUGCUGCAUCACUAAAAUUACAUUCAUACUACAAACACGUCACCGGGACCAGCUCACUGUGGGCGUGUCCCAAACCAUACACCCUUUCCACCAGUGCAUUAUGGGAUGUGUAGUAAACUCCCUCCACUGUGUAUAAAAUGUUAAAACUAGUGCACUCUGCAGCGACCAUGAUGUGGUUCAGGAGGACAAACUGGAAUCUUGUGUAUUUAGAUGUCAUGUUUUAUAUUCAUUAGUCUGAAUUUCUGAAGGUCAGAGAUGUUUAAAUUCAUGAGUGUUUAAAAAAAAAAGGUGUAACUCAAACGAGUGUUACUGUAAAGUUAUAGAAUGAAAGUGAAGUUUGUACUGAAAUAAACUGAUUUUAUUUGUUCAUUAA